UCUCUCUCUCUAUCCUCUUCUUCUUCUCUCUUUUAUAUUCCAUUCCCAAUUGAUGAACUAAUAAUAGUAGUUCACAACUCUCUCUAUCUCUAACACUCUUUUCAACAGUCUCUCUCCGUGUAGUAGAAGCCCUUACAAUGGCUGCGGCGACCAGUGCUUCAAUCGUUGCUUCUUCGGCUCAAACUCUAUUUGCAGCUCGCUCUGUUUCUACCAACAAUGUUGAUCCCUCUGUCUCAAAUUCAUAUGCUCGUAGUUUCAUGGGGGCUUGCUUGUCGGGAUAUCUUCGAAAGAAUAGGAAAUCCAUUAAGAUUAGCGGAAAGAUAACUGCUGCUGCUACUGCUGUUGAAACAACUCCUGUGGUUGAGGAAGUCAAAGAGUUUUCACUUCCUACUUGGGCUGAAUUUGACCUUGGAAGAGCUCCUGUCUAUUGGAAAACCAUGAAUGGUCUUCCUCCAACUUCCGGGGAGAGGCUGAGGAUUUUCUACAACCCCACUGCAACCAAACUUAUUCCAAAUGAAGAGUUUGGAAUUGCUUUUAAUGGAGGGUUUAAUCAGCCCAUCAUGUGUGGUGGUGAGCCAAGGGCAAUGCUCAGGAAAGGUCGAGGCAAAGCUGAUCUCCCAAUAUAUUCAAUCCAGAUAUGUAUACCUAAGCACGCCAUAAAUUUGAUCUUCUCAUUCACAAACGGGGUCGAGUGGGAUGGUCCCUACAGGCUGCAGUUUCAAGUUCCAAAGCCUUGGCAAAACAAACCAAUUGACUUUUUCAAUAAGGGUCUUGCAGACGAGUUGAGCAAAGAUGGUGCUUGUGACAAAGCAAUAUUUCCUGAUACAAACAUUGUCGUCACAAGAUGUGCUAUGAUUGGUAAUUUGACCGUCGAAGGAGGUGAUCGCUGCAAUCUUGACCUUGUACCGGGAUGCACUGACCCUAGCUCACAUUUGUAUGACCCACUUGCCAAUGUAGAUGAUGGAUCAUGUCCAUUUGACACAGUGUCAGAGGAAUAACAUAAUCUUGUGGGGGCUGGGAAGUAAAAAAUAUUAUCGAUAUCUCAUUAGUGUUGAUAAACUUGCUUCAUUGUUACCAUCCCAAAAGAGUCAGUCUCACAGGGCAUUCUGUCAAAGUCAUGAUAUAUUUUCAGGCACUUUUUUGGUUCAUCACUGCCCUGUUUUGUAAAUUUUUAUAUGUUGAUAUGCCAUUAGAAUGUUGAUAAACCUGCCUUAGAAUUCAAUAUUCCAUUAAAGUCAUGUUAUAUUAUGAGGUACCUUUGUUUGUCA
Molecule: messenger RNA, 1268 nt
Organism: Camellia sinensis
Lineage: Eukaryota; Viridiplantae; Streptophyta; Magnoliopsida; Ericales; Theaceae
Gene: PIFI
Product: post-illumination chlorophyll fluorescence increase
Biological process (GO): chlororespiration
Cellular component (GO): chloroplast stroma; thylakoid
Source: RefSeq, a predicted model, not a curated record